Molecule: messenger RNA, 2213 nt
Organism: Nezara viridula (southern green stink bug)
Lineage: Eukaryota; Metazoa; Arthropoda; Insecta; Hemiptera; Pentatomidae
Source: the annotation of a GenBank genome assembly
GUUAAACUGAUCGUUCAGUAACGACACAUGUGAAUUGUUUGGCAGGUAAAUAUAACCUUCUCCUUAAGCACAUUGUUACUUAGAGUUGGGAGGCAAGGCUUGCCCUGUUUUGAAUAUAUGGUUAAUUAUUUGGAAAAUCAAAAAUGCAAGUUUCUGACCCAAAUAAUGUCAAGAUUUAUAACCUCACCGCAGGAAAAUCUCUUCCUGAAUGGUUGACAGACAGAAAAAAGAGAGCUUUACUGAAAAAAGACAUAGACCUCCGCAAGAGAAUAGAACUUAUACAAGACUUUGAAAUGCCAGAUGUUAGCAACUGUGUACGUGUAUCCAAAGAUGGGCAUUAUAUUCUCGCUACUGGUAUAUACAAGCCACGAAUUAGAUGCUAUGAAGUUGACAAUCUAUCAAUGAAGUUUGAAAGAUGUAUGGAUGCGGAAGUAGUGACAUUUGAAAUUCUUUCUGAUGACUACACCAAGCUUGUGUUUUUACAAAAUGAUCGUCAAGUGGAAUUUCAUGCUGCUGGUGGAGUUUAUCAUAAGCUGAGAAUACCAAAGUAUGGACGAGACAUGAAAUAUCAUUAUUCAUCUUGUGAUUUAUACGUUGUUGGUGCCAGCUCGGAUAUAUACCGAUUCAACUUAGAAAGAGGGCAGUUUUUGAAUUCACUGGUUACAGAAGCUUCUGAAAUUCAUAAAAUUGUUAUCAACCCAGUUCAUGACCUUAUUUGCGUUGGUACUAAAGAAGGUAAAGUUGAAGCCUGGGAUCCUCGAGUAAGAAACAAAGUUGGAAGCCUUGAUGUUGCUGCAAGCUGUCUUUCAGAAGAUACUCAAGUUGAUGGUUUUCCUUCAGUGACUAGCCUACAGUUUAAUGGUGCAUUAACAUUGGGUGUUGGUACAGCUACUGGCCAAGUUUUACUUUAUGAUCUAAGAUCUGAUAAACCAUUUCGUGUAAAGGAUCACAUGUAUGGCAAUCCUAUACUAGAUGUAGUAUUUCAUGAGGACUAUAUCUUAUCUAUGGAUAAGGCUAUUUUGAAAAUAUGGGAGAAAGAUAAUGGAAAACUUUAUACUUCUAUAGAGUCUGGUGAUUUUACUUUCAACAAUCUUUGUCAUGUUGCAAAAACAGGGCUCAUGUUUAUGGCUAAUGAAAGUCCAAAAAUAUAUUGCUAUUACAUCCCAUCCUUAGGGCCAGCUCCUAAAUGGUGUUCAUUCUUGGAUAACCUUACUGAAGAAUUAGAAGAGAGCAGGGUUGAAGAAAUUUAUGAUGAUUACAAGUUUGUUACUAAAAAAGAACUUGAAGAACUUAACUUAUCUCAUCUCAUUGGAACACAAAUGUUACGGGCUUAUAUGCAUGGUUAUUUCAUGAGUAUCAGGCUAUAUAACAAAGCUAAAUCUCUUUCUGAAUCAUUUAAUUAUGAGGCAUAUAAAAAGAAGAAGAUUAGAGAGAAAAUCCAAUCAGAAACAGAGUCUAGAAUUCAAAUAAAGGCUUUACCAAAAGUUAACAAAGAUUUGGCUUUGAAACUUAUUGAUGACUCUAGGAAACCAAAGAAAAAGAAUGGUGCUUCAUUAUUAGAGGAUGAUAGAUUCACGCAGUUGUUUGUUAAUCCAGAUUUCCAGAUUGAUCCUAAUACAGAAGAGUACAGGUUAUUGAAUCCUGUAAUAUCAAGAUUAGACAAAGGAAGGAAAAAGGAACUGGAACAAGAAUUGUUACAACAGCAAUUCCAGCAAGUUGAGGAGAAUGAAAAAUUGGAAGAAAAAGCAGGCUCUGAUGAGAGCUCUGAUUCUGAUGAUGACAUGGAUUGGGUUAAGGAAGUGAAAGCAGAGCACAAAAAAUUGAAGAGAGAGAAAGACAUGGAGGAGAGGAUGCAGCUGAUGGAGAACGGACCUAAGCUGUACGAGCUGAAGCCUGGUUCAGUCUACAAGACUGGUCAGGUGCGGGAGGAUCCUUUGGCCAAAUUAUCAUUGGCUCAAAGGCUUAAGAAAGAAAGUAAACACUCGAUAAGAGAAUUUAAUGCUGGAAAUAAAGAAAUUACUUUUAGUAUUAAAAAAAAAAAGGGAGCUAUGGAUCCUGAUACUAUUAAGAAACAUCGUCAAGAAAGGAGAGACACUGCACGACGUCCACCUACAAAGUUCAGGAUGCCUUCAAGAGUACCUCGUUUUAAACGAAGAAAAUAAUAUUAUUUUCAUACAUAUCUGUAUAUAUGUAAAUAAAUUCUACUUGUUUUU